UCUUAUAAAGAGGAAGGCUGAGCACCAAGCAAUAAAGGUUAGAGGUUAGAGAGAGCUGCUAUCAGUCUGGGCGUGAACGAGGAAAAUCAGAAAGCUGUCUUGCCAAAGUACAAGAUCCCUAACAAACAUUUGAAAUAGUGAGAACUAAACAUCCAGUGAGAGGCUGGACAGCUGCCUUAGCUGUAUUCCCAGUCUAGAUGGUGAAGAACAAAAAGCUUGCCUGCAGUAAAAAGUUGAGAAAAAGAGCGAGCUAGCGAAAAAGGAGAGCUGGCACUUGAGAGCAGACAUAAAGCAGUUCUGGAGAGGAGCCGUGAUGGAAAACCUAUCAGUCUACCACGGACCCAUUGGAAAAGAAGAGGGGGAGAGGCGGUUAGGACAGGACGGGCGGGAUGGGUGCUACCUAGUCCGAAACAGUGAAUCUAUGCCUGGCGUCUUCUGCCUGUGUGUGCUGAACAAUGGAUUCGUCUACACUUACAGACUACACAAGGACGACACAGGCUCGUGGGCUGCAGAAACCUCUCCUGGUGUGCAAAAACGAUAUUUCCGGCAAAUCAAGAACUUGAUAGCAGCUUUCCAGAAGCCUGGACAAGGAAUUGCCAUGCCUCUGCUCUACCCUGUCACUGCUCAGAGACGGGCCCAAACACACACAGAGGCACAGGCAUCCAGUAAAAGCCUGUCACCAACACACAACAGCCAAAACUCACACCUACAGCAGCAGCUGCCUCAGGCCGCUCAGGGACAGACAAACAGGAACAAGAAGGAGGUGCGGCCAGCUCUCACUUAAGGGUGAACCUGUUCAGCUGCGACCUAAUUAAAUAGUGUCACAUUUUGCAUGCUGUGUAUGAAGUACAUGUCGUCUUAUUAAAAUUAACAAGCUUCUGUUGUUUUAUUUUUUAAACUCAAGUUUUAAAUUUUAAAUUCUUUUAAAAUCAUUCAAGUCAUUUAAACCCUAGCACUGAGUUAGAUCUAAGUAGAAUAUCCUUCCAGUAUCACUUGUUUUUACCCUCGGUGCACAGGCAGCACAGAAAGUGCCUCAUAACUUUCAGGCAUGUGAUGUAAAAUAUUCAGCUGCUGAAACAUUAAUAUCCAUUACUGCAUACAUAAGUUGACAACAGAUAUUGUGCUAUGUUUUCUUAAUGCAAUUCAGUUGUGUGAAUGGCAAAGAAAAUAAAUUAUAUUGGUUGAAAUAAACUCUUUUAAAUGAGGUCACGCACACACAGCAGCACACACCCAAGCCUCCAUCUGACAUAUAAUGUGGAACAAAAAUUCAAUUUGACAUAUUGAAGUACUGAUUUCCAUCUAGAGAAUGCUGACUGCUAGAAAGGGGGCAAAAAUCUGUCAUUCAUCU
This is a messenger RNA of Scatophagus argus, 1348 nucleotides long. RefSeq names its product SH2 domain containing 1A duplicate b (gene sh2d1ab). Lineage: Eukaryota; Metazoa; Chordata; Actinopteri; Scatophagidae. The transcript has 3 exons. The record is from RefSeq and is a predicted model, not a curated record. Bases 314 to 784 code for a protein of 156 amino acids.